AUGACAACACAGCAAUAUAGAUACACCGAAUUGGCGACAGAACCACCAGAAAUACGCCUACUGAGAGCAGUGUUGGAUACCAGCACCGAUCAGAUAUGGGAAUCCCUUGAUCAGGUCAAAUUCGAAAUGCAAGUCCAUAGCUUGGACAAACUGCCACCAUACUUUGCCUUGUCCUACACAUGGGGAAACCCAACUCUCCUCACUGAACUCGACUGCGACGGUCAGAAGAUUCGUGUGAAUGAAAACCUGGCACGUGCCCUCCAUACCGUAAUCUGCACCAUUCACGCCCGUAAGGGUGUUAUCUGGGAGAAGCUUUACACCUUGGGGGAAGAGAUCUACAUCUGGGCAGAUGGACUUUGCAUCGAUCAAAGUAACUUCAUGGAGAAAAACACACAAAUACCUCUGAUGAGUGAUAUUUAUCGCAAGGCAAGGGAAGUCGUUGGCUACAUUGGUGCGCCCCAGCACACCGACCCAGUUGAAGCAUUUCAAGCCAUGUUCUUCGGUAAUAAUGCAGCACUCUAUUCUUCCAAAGCGCAUGAUGCAGCAGAUGCUGAUUGGAAAGAACUUUGGUCUCAGCCAUGGUUUGGUCGCUGCUGGGUUAUCCAAGAGGUCAUAUUGGGUACAGUAAUGUGUGUUUAUGGAAACGGGACAAUAAAUUCUUCUUGGCCAUUGUCCCUCUAUCAGAAAGAUGAAUUGUGGUUCCAUGUCAUGGACCUUUUCCCCAGAGAAGGCGAUUGGUCCAUCGGUUUCAACAUGCGUCAAACCUAUACAUGGAACCAAGCCGGGCUGCUCUGGCGUAUGGAUGGCAAAUGGUUAGGUAUGGUCCGUCAUAUGUUAGGUUCUCAGGCUUAUGAGAGCGCGGAAAAGGCUGGUGCAGAGAUGGACUUUCUCCAUGCUCUCUGCUAUUCCAGGUCAGCCCAGGCCACGGACUCUAGAGAUAAAGUCUACGCAAUCAUGGGUCUCCUCAACGAAUCUGACCGCCAAUCAGUAAAGGUUGAGUACUCCCCAGUAUACACAACUGAACAGCUAUAUCUUGACACUGCUCUCCAUUUCAUCAAGUCAGGACAAGGUGCUCGACUACUAGAGCAUGCAGGAACAUCACGCUCAACUGAAGGUUUGCCAACCUGGGUACCAGAUUGGAAGUUUGAACCUCGCUAUCCUCUGUCAAGCUUCUACUACGCAGCAGCACGAUCAAGCCAGCCCAACAUUAGACUUCAUUCCGAGGACCCUACAAAACUGGUCGUACGGGGCGUCAUCGUCGAUGGCAUAUCAAUCACCGGGUGGCGAAGCAAUUACCUCACAGGGAAGUUAAUCCAGGAGCUUGAGAUACAAGACCCACGGACACACUUGGUACUCAUGGAAGCCAAUGCGAUUAAUAUCUGUGCAGGUAUUCAAGAAUUGACCGAGAACAAAUCAAAAUACUAUACCGGCGAGGAGUACAGGGCGGUGGUUUGGCGGACAAUGACUGCUGACAUUGGGAACGACACACCCCGCGCGGGAUGGGAUGAUGAACAAUGUUACGCAGCAUGGUCGGAGUUGGUCACCGUAUUGAGAGCUCGAAUGUUCACCGAAUUCUAUGCUGCGGGUGAAGUCGACGAUGAUGAAGAUGACUGGGAAGAUGUAGAAGACGACGACGACGACGACGACGACGACGACGAUCUGAAUCUUGAAGGCACAACAUUGGGUCCACAGAAUGAAGAAAUCGCUGCAGAUAACACUGAAAAUGACGCAAGAGAUAUCACUCGUUUCGCAAAUGCAAUUGAGGAUAUGUCCAUCGUGCCACAGCCUGAGGAAACAUGCACGAUCACCGAGGAGGCUCACUCUCCUGAUGAACAGGACGAAGUUCCGAAAGAAGAAGCAUCACGCGACACCCUGGGAAACAUGGACGUCACAACAACGCAAGCAACCGGACCAGAAAAGCCAGAAGAGACUACCACAGGCUUCCCACCAUCCAAUACCAGACAUUUGAAACCCCAAAGCUCCAACGCAGCAGAGGAUUUCGAACUCGACAGCCUCCCCACUCACCUCCCAACGCUACCACAACCUUCAACGCAACACGAACGCGAACUCGAACACAAAGGCCGGCCAUUCGAGAUCAAAGCCCGGCGCCUCCUGUACGGCCGCAUGCUCGUCGGGACCGACGGCGGACUCCUCGGCGCGGUGCCCAACGACGCACAAGGCCGCGACCUCAUCGUGUGCAUCGCCGGCGCGAACGUGCCGUUUGUGUUGAGGCCGAUCGCUGCUGCUGCUGUUGCUGUUGAGGAGGGGAAAGAAGCCCGUGCCGGCACCGGCACCGAAGAAGGGGGCCGGGAGUAUCUCCUCGUCGGCGCUUGUUAUGUACAUGGCUUGAUGGACGGCUUGAUUCCGAGUCGUAUGCACACGAUGGAUUUUGUCUUGCGGUGA
Molecule: messenger RNA, 2403 nt
Organism: Exophiala bonariae
Lineage: Eukaryota; Fungi; Ascomycota; Eurotiomycetes; Chaetothyriales; Herpotrichiellaceae
Exons: 1
Coding region: 1-2403 (800 amino acids)
Source: RefSeq, a predicted model, not a curated record